Messenger RNA from Tachysurus vachellii, 2591 nucleotides. RefSeq names its product zinc finger and BTB domain containing 42 (gene zbtb42). Gene Ontology annotation, biological process: regulation of transcription by RNA polymerase II. The coding region runs from base 181 to 1722 and encodes 513 amino acids. The record is from RefSeq and is a predicted model, not a curated record. The transcript has 2 exons. Gene Ontology annotation, cellular component: nucleus. Gene Ontology annotation, molecular function: RNA polymerase II cis-regulatory region sequence-specific DNA binding; DNA-binding transcription factor activity, RNA polymerase II-specific; protein binding. Lineage: Eukaryota; Metazoa; Chordata; Actinopteri; Siluriformes; Bagridae.
GAGCGAGAGCCAGAGAGAGAGAGAGAGAGAGAGAGAGAGAGAGAGAGAGAAAGCGCUAAACAACCGAGAAGUCGAGAAAGCAGCACCGAGAGACGCCGACAUCUGGCCACACAUCAUGAAAAGACAGCAGAACAUCUGAGGAAGCAAGAAAAGCGUCGACAAUUCUGUUAUGAGAGAAGCAUGGAGUUCCCAGACCACAGCCGUCACUUGCUGCAGUGCCUUAGUCAGCAGCGUCACCAGGGCUUCCUGUGCGACUGCACGGUGCUGGUUGGCGCAGCACGGUUCCGUGCUCACCGGGCCGUAUUGGCCUCAUGCAGCAUGUACUUCCACCUUUUCUACCGGGACCAGCUGGACACCCAUGAUGUGGUGCGACUGAACAGUGACAUUGUGACAGCACCAGCAUUCAGCCUGCUCCUCGAGUUCAUGUACGAGGGUAAGCUCGAGUUCAGUACGCUGCCAGUGGAGGACGUGCUGGCUGCCGCCAGUUAUCUGCAUAUGUAUGACAUUGUCAAAGUGUGCAAGGGAAGACUGAAAGAAAAGGAACUGUCCUGCCUGGAUGAGAAACUUGUUGACAGUGUGAGUCUGAGCUGCCUGGACAGAGAGAGCUUGCAUGACAGGGAGAUAGAGUCCUGCAAAAUCCCCCUGAGAGGCCAAAUGGCAGAUGACAUGGACAUAGAUGACAUCACAGAUUGCGAUAGGCCAGCAAUGGCAAGGCAGAAGGCUAACGGUCACCUUAGUGGGUCUCCGGACCUUGUAGGUGUCAAUUAUGUGUCAGUCGAGGCCGAGGCCCAUGUGCGAACAGCUGGAAAAACGAAUGUGGACGUCAGCGGUGCGUCCCAAAGGUCCCGGGCGCUCCAUGACACGGACAGUGCGCUGGACUUGUCUUUGAAGGCUCUGUCGGGCAGAGAUGUGGGACAGCUGGCCCUCGACAGGCAGCAGCAGGGCAUAGAGAUGCACGCGCGAGACGAACACGGCACACUGUCAGUGAAGGAGGAGGGUGGGGGUGCCAGCUUUGGGAAUAGUGUGCCCAUGACAGGGUUCGAUGCCCUCUUUAGGGGCAAAAAUGGCACUCUGCUGCCCCCAGAGGAGCACCUUAUGAUGGAGGAUGAUGAGGAGGAGGUGGUGGGGUUGGACGCUGAUGAAGAUGAGGAGGGGGUGGGAGGAAGGGUGGGAGUUUUAGUGGCACAAAGAGCACGUAGUCACAGCCGAGAGGGGAGCGAGGAGGCUCGAGGAAGAAGUGAAGCGCACAGUGAAGAGGAAGAGGACGACGACGAGCUGGUCUCCUCGGACCUCGCUGCACUUCUGCCACCAACAGGCACUGUUCCAGUCUGUGUGUGCCCACUAUGCAGCAAGGCAUUCCCAACGCCUCACGCUCUGCAGCCGCACCUGAGCUCACACUUUCGCGAGCGGGAGGGCGCCCGCACCAAACUCUCGCCCGACGCUUCGGUGCCUACCUGUGCUCAGUGUGGCAAAACCUUCUCAUGUGCAUACACAUUAAAGCGGCACGAGCGCACACACUCGGGUGAGAAGCCCUACACUUGUGGCACAUGCGGCAAGAGCUUCCAGUACUCUCACAACUUGAGUAGGCACGCCGUGGUGCACACACGUGAGAAACCUCAUGCCUGCAAGUGGUGCGAGCGCCGCUUCACACAGUCAGGAGACCUGUACCGCCAUAUACGCAAGUUCCACUGCGCCCUCGUCAAGACCCUCUCUGUCGGAUAAGCACACUCCUUUUCUACUCUCAAAGGCUGUUUUUGACCUAUAUAUAUGAAGUAUUUAAGCAUAGAGGGGAGUCCUUCUCUAAACCCUAAGACACAGUGGUUGCACUCGACCGGCUGUAGAUAUGUUACAACUUAAAAUUGGAUCCAGUAUUUUGCUGUAUUUUAAUGCAGUGUUUAGGACUCAAGGUCCUAUUGGAGUCCUUCCACCCAGUGGAGAAGUGUGAAGUGAAGAUUUCUGAUGCACUUGGUCUGUCACUGGCAGCGUCUUCUGAAGUUCAAUGAUAAAUAUGAAUAUUUUUUAUCAUGUCAACAGUAGUAUACAUUUUGAAGUAAUUGCAUUUCACUGAAUGGAUGCAACGUUGUAUUGAAUUGAGCAAUUGAAAAUUUUAAGUUAUAUCUGCAAAUUAAUUUAAUCAUAGAUUCAUAACUGACCGAUUUUUCCAAAAGAGAAGUUGGAAGUGAUUUAUUUGGCUGUGACUAGUUUAUCACUUCUGGGGAAACAGGGUCAUGUGUUUCCUCUUGAAUUGGAAACUGUUUGUGAAAUAAUACAAGUAAUGCACAAGUCAUUUGAAAAGACAUGUACUAAUUUUAUUAUUACUGUAAUACUGCAGGUUUUCUGCAAAAGAACUAAAAUGAAAUCAAUUUGAACUUUUUUUUUUUUUUGAGAAGCUGAAUGAGGUGACAAGGACCUCUGGAUGUGAUUGAACUAAAAUAACCCCUUUUAAUUAAUUAGCUAGCAUUUUUUGGUGGGUCUUUAUUAAUCCUAUUGAACUGGAAACACUAACAAUUUGACAAAUAUUCUGGUGGAACAUGAAUGUCGGAGCCUUUAUUUUGUUUUUUAAAUUAACUUUAUCCUUUCUUUCUACCUAA